AUGUCGUGGAUGAUGCGCGCUCGAACGUCCCAGGAGCAGGUUAGUCUCCUGACGCGGACACUUAAAACCACCACCCGGGCGCCCCAUUCCUCUUCAAAUCAUCUCAACUCCUCUACUUCGAAGUCAUCGCGACCUUCGCUGGACAAAAUGGCUCGCUUUACUGCUCAACAGAGUCGCCCGGUGCACGCCACCCCAUUCAUGAACCACUCAACCACUCCCUCAGAUGCGAACUACGAUACCGCCAACCCUGCCUACAUUCGCAAAUACCUCAAGACCUACGGCCUCACUCCUCCUCGCGCCGAGAGCUACGAGACCCAGAAGGCUCGCUGUCUGACACAAUUGGGCCUCAAGAACACACCAAUUGACAAGUUCCAAUAUCUAAGCACACUGCGCAAGAACAAUGUGCACCUUUUCUACCGUCUGGUCACCGAUCACUUGAGGGAAAUGACCCCUCUCAUCUACACUCCUACCGUGGGGGAGGCCUGCCAGCGUUGGUCCGAGAUCUACCAGCAGCCAGAGGGUAUGUACCUUAGCUGGGAAGAUCGUGGCAAUCUUGCUGCAGUGAUCGCCAAUUGGCCUCAACCUAAUGUGGAAAUCACAUGCAUUACUGAUGGCUCCCGUAUCCUCGGAUUGGGAGAUCUGGGAAUCAACGGAAUGGGCAUUCCCAUCGGGAAGCUGGCUCUGUACACUGCAUACUCCCGGGAAGACCCGUUGUACAUGGGCAGCCGCCGCGACAAGGUUAGCCCCGAAGAAGAGCGGGAGUUCUUGGAUGAGAUGAUGGCUGCUCUCACCGAGCGCUGGCCCGGUAUUGUGAUUCAAUUCGAGGACUUCAAGAAUCCUUUUCCCGCACUGGAGCGUUACCGCAACGUCUACACCAGCUUCAACGAUGACAUCCAGGGUACUGGUGCUGUCAUCCUUGGUGGCGUCAUCAAUGCCGUCAAGCGGUCCGGUCUUCCCUGCAAGGAACACCGUGCUGUCUUCUUCGGCGCCGGCAGUGCUGGUGUCGGUGUUGCCAAGCAGAUUGUCGACUUCUUCGUUCGUGAGGGCAUGACUGAGGAUGAGGCCCGCGCUUGCUUCUACCUGGUCGACACCAAGGGUCUUGUCACUGCUGACCGUGGCGAUAAGCUCGCGGACCACAAGGUCUACUUCGCCCGCCAGGACAACGAGGGCCAGCAGUGGAAGACCCUCGAGGAGGUGGUCGACUAUGUCAAGCCGACCAUCCUGAUGGGCCUCUCUACCAUGGGCGGUGUCUUCACCCCCGAGAUCCUUCGCAAGAUGGCUGACUGGAACACUGCCCCCAUCAUCUUCCCUCUGUCCAACCCCUCGUCCAAGUCCGAGUGCGAUUUCGAGACUGCCGUUGUGAAUACCGAUGGUCGCUGCCUCUUCGCCUCCGGGUCUCCUUUCCCCAACCACACCUUCACCAACUCCAAGGGUGAGACCAAGACCUACUAUCCCGGCCAGGGUAACAACAUGUAUGUGUUCCCUGGUAUCGGUCUGGGCAGCAUCCUGUCCAAGGCUGUCCGCAUCACCGACAGCAUGAUCUACGCCUCGGGCGAGGCCCUUUCCAAGGCCCUCACCGGCGAGGAGCUCGAGCGGGGCCUGCUCUACCCCGACAUCACCCGGAUUCGCGAGGUCAGCGUUGUCGUCACCCGCAACGUCAUCCGCGCUGCUCAGGCCGACGAGGUGGACCGCGAGACUGGUCUCCGCAACAUGAGCGACGCUGAUCUGGACAGCUGGAUCAAGUCUCGUAUGUACGACCCUCAUACCGAGGUGCGUGCUCUGGAGCGCGAAGUCGGCCAUCUGCUCUCCAGUCUGGGCAGCAUGUCUCCUUACGGGAUCGGUGCUAUUACGCCUCCGGAGGAUGAUAAUGGAAAGGAUGCGAAGCUGUAA
This is a messenger RNA of Penicillium chermesinum, 1890 nucleotides long. Its product is annotated as NADP-dependent malic enzyme. The record is from RefSeq and is a predicted model, not a curated record. Gene Ontology annotation, biological process: malate metabolic process; pyruvate metabolic process. Gene Ontology annotation, molecular function: NAD binding; malate dehydrogenase (decarboxylating) (NAD+) activity. Gene Ontology annotation, cellular component: mitochondrion. NCBI's taxonomy places the organism in Eukaryota, Fungi, Ascomycota, Eurotiomycetes, Eurotiales, Aspergillaceae. The coding region runs from base 1 to 1890 and encodes 629 amino acids. The transcript has 6 exons.